Rhodofomes roseus is the source of this 737-nucleotide messenger RNA. RefSeq lists its product as uncharacterized. The transcript has a single exon. The record is from RefSeq and is a predicted model, not a curated record. Lineage: Eukaryota; Fungi; Basidiomycota; Agaricomycetes; Polyporales; Fomitopsidaceae. The coding region runs from base 160 to 702 and encodes 180 amino acids.
UACAGGUAGCAUCCCUUGCACACGGCACUGUAUGCUGCGUGUGUCCGUGGUACUACCUGUUCCCCACGAGACGAAGUGCGCCAUCCGCACGGGCUACUGACUGCUCUACCGUUGGAACCCGUCUAAGAGGGUGACGCCGCGUGCACACUCGACAGCGACAUGAUCAAGAACGGGCUCCGCGCGUUCCUCGACAGGCAGAACCACCUUCGCAACUCGUCACCGCCUAGCUGCAGCUCUCCUCUGAGCUCGUCGGCUCCCUCGGCGAGCAGCUGCGUUCCGCACGCAAGGCAUGCGCGCAGAAAGCAUACGCCAAGCUUGUCACCGCGAUCGACGCGUCACCGCUCGCCGUACCGUACACCACUGGUGACGGCGGCAGGGCGGAGAAGGUCGCGAAGUGGCUCGCCGCGCGCGCGAAGAUCCCCGGCAUCGUCGCGAGCGUCACGGCGAUGGACGUCGUCCCCCUCGGGGACCAUGCACGCCCGCGGUGUACGCCGAUACAUACAUAAAUUGCAUGUCAUGUCGAGGAUGUUCCGCCGUUAUACACCGUUAGGCGGGGCUUUUGCAAGUGCUGUUGGUCUGUCCCGGGGCCUCAUGUCCUAUGUACUGUGUUCUCUGUUGCUUCUUCAGCACAACAUGUUAUACUGUACUCGAAUUGUAUUGGUUUGCACGAGAACAAAUGGGAUUACCGCGGGCGCAGAAUAAAGACUUGCGUGAGAUGUGGAAGCUUGCCACGCUCU